This is a messenger RNA of Carassius carassius (crucian carp), 3161 nucleotides long. RefSeq names its product endoplasmic reticulum membrane sensor NFE2L1-like. Gene Ontology annotation, cellular component: nucleus. The transcript is spliced from 6 exons. Bases 494 to 2671 code for a protein of 725 amino acids. Lineage: Eukaryota; Metazoa; Chordata; Actinopteri; Cypriniformes; Cyprinidae. Gene Ontology annotation, biological process: regulation of transcription by RNA polymerase II. The record is from RefSeq and is a predicted model, not a curated record. Gene Ontology annotation, molecular function: DNA-binding transcription factor activity, RNA polymerase II-specific; RNA polymerase II cis-regulatory region sequence-specific DNA binding.
AAUAGUUCAAAGUAGGUUUCAUUUUAUUCUUGUCAGUUAUUCCGUGGCACUAGUUUCAUGGUCCAAAGAUAAACAUGAAAGCUCUAGAAAACACAUCUGAUGUGUUACAAUCUCUUCCAACCAAGGACUCCAGCAGAAAGAAAACAGAAAGUCUCAUCACGUGACGACCCGUGGGGAGGAGACCAAUACUUUCCACCGCUUACUUCUGCCGUAUAAAAACACUCCGCACUGUUAUAGAGCAUGUGAAGUGGUGUGAUUCAGGAUCAGAUCACUCAAGAGGAGUAUCCCGCUCUCACAAAACCUGUCAUCCGCAAACAAGGAUUUUGUGUGAAAUUUUUAUUUUUUUUCUAUGAACUAAAAAACAAAAAACUUGAAGUUUUUCUUCAUGGAGAAAGUUUUGAAAUUCUAAAGCUGGAUACACAGACACAGACACGCUCAUAUUCAAUUUGAGACUGACUUGGCUCAUUCUUUGCUCUUGGCACUGGUUUGGGCCAUGCCGGACCUGAAGAAGUACCUCACAGAGGGCCUGAUCCAAGUAGCUAUUCUUCUCAGUCUGGCUGGGAAGCGUGUGGACGUGGAUCCCUACCUGCCCCCUUUUAGCGAAAUCAUUCUGGGCCCAAAUUCAGCUCUAACUCGGACUCAAUUCCACAAUCUUGGAAACAUCCUGGAUGGAUAUAACCUGCACCCAAAAAGUGCAGAUCUGGAUGGGUUCUUCACAGCUCGCAGGCUUCUGAAUUGGGUUCGCUCCCUAGACCGCCUGCAGGUGCCGGCGGCGGAGCUGGAAGCCUGGUUGGUCCACAGGGAGCCUGACGAUGGAGUCUCCAUUCCAGCUCAAGUGGGUCUCCUUGAGGAAGGUGGAGGACUUGAAGAUGUGGAGGAACCCUCAGAGCUGAGCAUGAGGUUGGGAAGUGGAGGGGAACUGGGUUAUGACAUAGAUGAGGAUCAAACCCUUAGAGAUUUGGGGCACAUGCCAAGAAGCCUUGACCAUCCAGAAGAUGAUGAACCCAUUAAAGAGGACGAAGAUGGUUUGUCUUUCUUCUGGGAGCAGGAACAUCAGCAAAAUGUCCACCAGGAGCAGCUGGAAAAUGCUAGAACUCAAUCUCUCAGCUUGUUUAAUGAGGAAGAAGAGGAAGAUGAUGAAUUUAUGGUGGAUAGCUGGAGAAAUUCAAAUCCAUUUCACAACCAAAUUUUUGGAGAGGAUCUACAGUUGUCAGGUGUAAGGGACGAUGCUUCUCUUUCCAUUGAUGAGUACUUACAUCGCAUAGAUGCCAACUUCCCCUCAGAAGGAGUUCCAGAGUUGACGGGUCCUGAUGUACAGAAUGUAGGAGAACAUGCACUUUUGGAGUUUCAGAGGCCACUAAUGUCUCCCUUGUUGCCUGAACAGGAAUCAACAACUUUAGAGCAACAAUGGCAAGAUGUUUUGGCCAUCAUGGAAUCCCAGGACAUGGAUACAGCCGAAACAAUAGGCGAUUCUCCAUACAGUAACAGUGAUUCAGACGGAAAUAUUGGAUCAAUGGAAAACUUUAUUCAUCAGGCUGUUAGCCUUCACCAAGCCACACUGCGCAGAACCACUGAAGCACAAAACAGCAUCACCAUGGAAGAAACCUGUUGCAUUAACAACAACUCUAUACCCAACAUAAAUUUGGACACUUCUAAUGCAGAAGCUUUUGAAGACUCUGAUAUCAUAGACCUCCUUCUGACUACUGGGGCUAGCCUGCCAAUCCCUUUAGAUCCUUUUUUUGAGGAAGCCAUGCUUGAUGAGAUUGAAGGAAUGGAUUUGGCUCUGCAAGAACUUAGCCAGGUACAGUCUGAAGAGCAAAACCCAGUGGAUUCUGACUCUGGUUUAUCACUGGACUACAGUCAAAGCCCUGCCUCUCCUAGUGGAUCUGAAUCUUCCAGUUCCUCCUCAUCUUCUUCAUCACUGUUCAGCCCAACCUUUAGUUUGAUGGCCGAGGAAGGCGCUGAGGGCUACACCCAUAUCAAGGAAGAGGACGGAGCUGUGGGCGGGUACAUGCCAGAACAAACCAAAAUGUGUCAAUCAAGCUUUUUGCAAGCCAGACAGUUCCAUCGCCUUCCUUGGCUCGAGCACAUCAGACACGAUCAUACCUACAACCAACCUCAAACCCAGAGGAAACCUCCAGAAGAUCUUUCCAACGAGUUGCCUAAAAACAAAAUGCUGGAUCAUCUUUCCAGCUGGGACGAGAAACGCACACGUUUGAUGAAUAUCCCAUUCUCCAAUGAACGCAUCGUAAACUUAUCCGUCGAUGAAUUCAAUCGCUUGCUAGCCAAAUAUCAUCUCAAUGAGGCUCAGCUUACGCUCAUCAGAGACAUUCGCCGCAAGGGUAAAAACAAAAUGGCUGCUCAGAACUGUCGUCGGAGGAAGCUAGAUGUCCUGCUGGGAUUGGAGUGCAGUGUGGAUAGCCUGCGACGCCUCCGGGCUAAACUGCUCAGGGAAAAGUCUGAGAUCUUGCGCUCCAUCAGGGAGAUGAAGCACCAGCUUAAUAGCUUGUAUCAAGAGGUUUACGAGAGACUAAGAGAGGAACAGGUACUGCUGUACUCUGACAACAACUUUACUCUGCAGCAAGACAGCACCAGUCCUGUAACAUCACAGCGCAGAUCAGAUUCACACUCCAGACGCAAACUUAGCAAGAGACAAAAACACAAGAAGUGAGAUGGAGGACUCAUGCAAUUAAUAGGCUCAGGAAAAAAGCUCUCUGCUGUGAAGUCCACCAGCUGGUAUUCCACAGUUCAAUGGGAAUAUGCACCAAGUAGGGUAUUGUUACCCAAGUGAUCAUUCUUGAUAAUGUAUUGUAUUAUGUAGGCACAUAGUAACACAAAGUUUUGAUGUUAAAGGACCCCAUCAAGUGUUUCCAUGAUCUUUUAUGCUAAAGGCCUCUAUGUACUCUAAAAACCUACUGUAGUGGAUAGCAAAACUGAAGUUUGUGGAUGAUCAGGAUGAUGCUCGCCGCUGUUUUUCCAUUUCACACGUACAGAGGUUUCACAGAGAAGGUGAACAAUUCUCAUUCAAGAAGUGUCACUCAGAUAUACGUAACCAUAGGAAAGAACAGUUGAUUACAACUUCUGUUUCAUGUCCAGUUUAUAAACCAAAUUUGGCUACAAGAACAUAAGGAGUGUCUUAAAUUGUUUCCAAAGUCAGAAAA